Messenger RNA from Pecten maximus, 1533 nucleotides. RefSeq names its product cell wall protein DAN4-like. The transcript has 4 exons. Bases 87 to 866 code for a protein of 259 amino acids. The record is from RefSeq and is a predicted model, not a curated record. Lineage: Eukaryota; Metazoa; Mollusca; Bivalvia; Pectinida; Pectinidae.
UGGAAUUAACUAACGUUUUUGUUUAAUGUGCAAUAAUUAAAUUCCAAGAUGUUUCAUUAAACACGAUCAUAAUCAAUGAUUGUCUCAUGUGUUCUAAGUUCCUUUCGGUAAAUGUUAGUACGCAACGAACAACUACUAUAUCAACACCAGCCAGAACAACAAUUACCACAUUAACAUAUCCAAGAACAACUUACAGAUCAAUAACUUCUAUGUCACCAGCUACCAGAACAACAACAUCUACGUCACCAACUACCAGAACAAUGACUUCUACGUCACCAGCUACCAGUACAAAGACUUCCAAAGGACAAACUCUCAGAACAACAGCUACCAUGUCACCAGUUUUCAUAACAACGUCAACAACUCGAAGAGCAACAACUAGCUAUUUAAUGAUUAUGGACACGGCCAACACUCAAGUAGCAACUAGCACGUAUACACCUGCUGCUCCUCAGGACAAACCGUCCGUUACAGGCCAAAGAAACUCCGACCGAAUACCUAUCAUAGCGGCCUUAUCUUCCGUCCUGGUAGUGACAGUUGCUGCCAUAUCUGUUAUUGUUUUGAUUUCUAUACGUCGGCGUAAAAGCGAUAGAAAACCUUCAGAUGGAUUAGAAUAUAUCACAAACAAUACUGCAUAUGGUACGACUACGACAUCUCCUGAGAUUCCUGAUCCAACGCCUGGACUAGACGGUGUCGAGUAUGAUGACAUAUCCUGUGAAACUGCAGCCCAACCGGAAAUCAAGGCAGAUGAGGCUCACUCCUAUUGCUAUGCUGCCUAUGAAAAUGUUAAACAUCCUUAUGCUCCUGAUCGCCGAAGCGCUUUGAUUUCCUCCGAUGUUAGGAAAGGAAAUGCAACAAGGAGACAGACAUGAGCUAGCACAACCAGCCUUGACCCAACAGCAGGCGGAACAAGAACAACUGUAGAAGUUACGAAAAAAGACUAUUUACGAUUAUUUGCAGGUUGAAAAAAGUAUUGUUGCGAAAACCGAACAUAGUGAAACGACAUCAGAUGGAACUCCCAACACUUUACAUGUAACGUUAAACAAACACAGUAGCAAUGGCGACUAUUUUGUCCUAGAUAAUGAUGGUCCAGAUGUUCAAAAACAGACUGAGGUUAACUUUGACGGUGAAGUUCACGAUGAGGCUGGAAUACAAACAGAUACAAAAGUUGGAGGUCACGGAGAGACUGGAGCAAAAUAUGGGAAUAACGUCUCGGGGACAAUGGAAGAGGAAACGGAUUACUAUGAUCAUGUGAAAAUAGGUCAUGUUCAAACUAAUGGCUUGGACGACGGAAUUUAUGAUCAAUUACGAAAACAACAUGUGCGAUUAGAAAUCGAAGAAGUAGACAAUGAUUACGAUCAUUGUUAGUAAGAUACUUUAUGACAACGAUCAUUGUUAGUGAGAUAUAUGUUAAGACUACCAUCAGUGUUAGUGAUAUAUGUUAUAACAAUCAUUGUUAGUGAUAUAUGUUAUAACAACAAUUAAUUGUUAGUGAGAUCUAUGUUAAGACUACCAUCAUUGUUAGUGAGAUAUACGUUA